UGGUAUUUGAUCAAGGCAAGACCUGAUCGACCAGCCCGGACCUCCAGCCUCGCCCGCUGCCGCAGCUUCUUCUGCAGGAGGAGAUCCACAUGCAUUCUCAGCACCAGAAGAAAGGUGGGAUACUAACUUCCUGCCAUUUUGAACCUGGAAAAUCCACAUGCCAGUGUACUCCAGUCCCAGGACCACAAGGCGACUAUCCACCAUCUGUAGAUGAAGUUCAAGUUUUGAAGGAAUGAUGGGUUCUGGUAAAACAACGGUUGGCAGGAUCUUGGUUGAGACACUUGGCUAUUCGUUUCUUGACAGUGAUACACUCAUAGAGCAGGCUCUUGGCGCUUCAAGUAUUUCUGAAAUAUUUAAGAAGCAUGGUGAAGGCUUCUUUAGAGACAAUGAGACAGAGGUCUUGCGCAAGCUUUCGUUGAUGCGCCACAUUGUUGUUUCCACGGGAGGUGGUGCCGUUGUCCGUCCUAUCAACUGGAAGUAUAUGCACAAGGGAAUUAGUGUCUGGUUAGAUGUACCUGUGAAUGUUUUGGCAAUGAGAAUCUCAGCAGUAGGAACUCAUUCCCGCCCCCUUUUACCUAAUGAAUCCGAAGACAAUGAUCCCAAGACUCUGAAAUGUUUGUUGACACUUCUUGAUGAGAGGAGGGAAGCAUAUUCAAAUGCCAAAGCUAGGGUUUGCAUAGAAAAUAUUGCUCUAAGUAGGGGGUGCAUUGAUGUUAGCAAUAUCACUCCUACACAAAUAGCCAUUCAGGCACUUGAACAAAUCAAAAACCUCUUGAAGAAACAAAGUGUUGAAGUACAUCGAUCUUCCGAAUUGUGUAUGUGUUGUAGUAGAAGAUGCUCUUUGACUCUAUGAAGUUACUUCAGGAGUCCAAUUAGUUCAUAGCUUCUGUGUGUAUUUUCUAAUUUCUACUACUUUUUAUGUAUAGUAAUCUUUUCCACCCUAAAGAUGACAUGGUAUGUUCCUCAAUUAAUUGCUCUACAUCAUUGUGACAUAGUUCUCAAUAUAGUUAUGACAUUCUUUAAUAAAAUUUCUGGUUUUAUUCAAAAAAACAGUGUUAC
Messenger RNA from Cuscuta epithymum, 1059 nucleotides. The record is from the annotation of a GenBank genome assembly. Lineage: Eukaryota; Viridiplantae; Streptophyta; Magnoliopsida; Solanales; Convolvulaceae.